CGUAAAUCCAUAUGAUCCGAUCCAAAAUUAAUUUAUUUUAUUUUUUAAGUACAUUACUACCGAGUGAUAACCUUUAAUGUCAACCAAGUAUAAAAAUACGUAAAGAAAAAUGGCUAAUACGUUCAAAUACCUCAAUAAAUUACCUCAAAAUAUCAGGUCUUUAUCGACGUCGUCUAGCAAAAGCGACGCCUGGCUAUCCAAGAUAUUCGUCAGGAAAAUCGAGCCGACAAAGGAAUCCCACAGUCGCAUGUUGAGCGACAAAGAAAUCAUUUAUUCCUUGCAAACGCACAAUUACCGGCCCGAUUCCAAGGUGGCUUAUUUACAAAACGUGAAAAACACGCUAGAUUUCAUCAAAGCCGAAAGCAGUCUAUCGAAAGACGUAGAAUUAGUCGGGUCGUGGACAGUCAACGUCGGAGACCAAGACCAGGCCUUGCAUUUGUGGAAAUUCACCGGCGGGUACGAGAAAAUCGACCAAUACAACGAAUUCGUCGGGAAAAAUAAGGAUUACCAGCGGCUGAUCGAGGAACAGGGCAAGAUAGUGCGCUCGCGCCACCUGCAGUACCUGCUGGCGUUCAGCUACUGGCCCCAGAUAGCGCUCCGGCGGCCGAACAACAUCUACGAAAUUCGCAGCUACGCCCUGAAGCCGGGCACGAUGAUCGAAUGGGGCAACAAUUGGGCGCGCGCCAUCAACUUCAGGCAGAACAACGACGAGGCGUUCGCGGGGUUCUUCUCGCAGAUCGGCCGAUUGUACAACGUCCAUCACAUUUGGUGUUAUAACAAUUUGAACGGGAGGAAGGAGACGAGGGAGAGCGCCUGGAGGUCGCCCGGUUGGGACGAGUGCGUCGCCUAUACGGUACCGCUGAUCAGGGAAAUGCAUUGUCGCAUAAUGGUACCGACUGAAUUCUCGCCCACUCAAUAAGUACCUACGAUCCGCGAGAGUACCGCAAUCUAGGAGGUUUUGCUCAAUGGAAAUUGUUAUCUAGGGAGGCGUUGGAUAUGCAUUUACGAGGGUAAGGUGAGAAGUUCUCGGCCUGACGGUGAAAGACCGCCAUUUUCAAUUGAAAAUUUACAUUAUUCUUCUUAUCAAGUCGAAAUGUUUAGUUCGAUACAGUUCUAAAUUAUUUUGGGGCGUUCUAAAUGGCUCUAGUUGAUUCUGGAGCAUCCCAAAUGGUUCUAGACAGUUCUAAAUGAUUCUGGAGCGUUCUAAAU
Messenger RNA from Phyllotreta striolata, 1209 nucleotides. NCBI's taxonomy places the organism in Eukaryota, Metazoa, Arthropoda, Insecta, Coleoptera, Chrysomelidae. The record is from the annotation of a GenBank genome assembly.